Messenger RNA from Cornus florida, 7714 nucleotides. Its product is annotated as ATP-dependent RNA helicase DEAH13-like. Gene Ontology annotation, cellular component: nucleolus; intracellular anatomical structure. The transcript is spliced from 13 exons. Lineage: Eukaryota; Viridiplantae; Streptophyta; Magnoliopsida; Cornales; Cornaceae. Gene Ontology annotation, molecular function: ATP binding; RNA binding. The record is from RefSeq and is a predicted model, not a curated record. The coding region runs from base 592 to 4623 and encodes 1343 amino acids. Gene Ontology annotation, biological process: maturation of SSU-rRNA from tricistronic rRNA transcript (SSU-rRNA, 5.8S rRNA, LSU-rRNA).
GGGCGGAUGUAGGGGUGGACUCUCGAAAAAAAAAAAAAAAAAUUUAUUAUACUAAUUUUAGCCUAGCCCAAAAAAAAACAGAAAAGAAAUAUUAAUAGUAUUAGCCCACCCCAAAAUUAGCCCACCCAAUCAAGUUGAAGUCAACUCAGACACCAUACUAAGGCCCAAGCCAAAUAAGCCCAAGCCGGCCCUGACCCAAUAAUUCCAGCCUCCCCAAUCGCCUCCAUCUCUAUUCUGGUGGUACUCAACUCUGAACUUGCCCUCGCUCUCUCUCUGUCUCUUUCUCUCCCUCUCCAACUUCAAACUACAAAAUCUACAAGAAUCAGAAGUUCAAAACCCAUAUAUUUCAGUUUAUCGAUCUGUCUGCAAGAAUCAAAAGUUCAAAACCCAUAUCGGCAUAUCAUUUCAGAUUGUUCAAAAAAUCAAAACCCAUAUCUUUCAGUUUCCAUCGCCCGCGGUUCCAGUUCGGGUUCGCCGUUCGCAAGCUUCAGCCGCUGGCCCGCUGUCUCUCAACUCUCAAGCUUGCCCCCCCCUCUCUCUCUGCAACUGCUAACUUGCCUGUCGUUUAUUGAAUUGUGUAAUCUGGAACAAAUGGAGACGUGUUUGGAAGUUUCAGAACAGUCCGUGGACUUCAAUUGUGAACAAAAUGCAUGGAGUUUAAAUGGUGAUAGUAAUGCGAUCAUCAUGCCGGGAGAGAAAAGGAUAAAAAAGAAUGGCAAAAAUCAGGGACAUGAACUGGUUGAAACAAAGAAAAACCCGAAGCUGAGGAAAUCCCAGAAAAGAAAGCUGAAGAAGCUAGAGGAGGAGAAGGAGAAAGCAUGUCUAUUAUCCAAAAGCAUUGAGACCUUGGAGAAGUACAAGAUACGAGAUGAUGUAUAUUCACUUAUGUGGUCUUCACGGAAUAUUGGUCAGGUUGAAACUGUCCGCGAAAAACGUAGGAGGGCAAUGCAGUUUUCGAAGGUGGGUUUAGGAAUUCAACACAAUGAUCAAUCCUUCAAGAGCAGGGUUGCCAUCAGUACUUUCUCCGAAACUGAACCGGAUGCCGAUGAAAUCCACUCAAGACGAAACCAUGAUGAUGAUAACUUUUUGCAACCAACAAUAGCAGCCGAAAAUGUCCCAAGCAACGUUCCUGUUUCUUUAGGAUCUUUUCGAGAAUCAAUUUGUAGCAGUGGACUUGGUGCAAAAGGUGGACCUGAUGCUGCUUGUUCAGUGAGGGAAGUUGCGGAUCAGAAAGGUGACUCAUGUAUACAUGAUGAUGUGCCCAAUUCUUCCCCCACACCAUGCAGUCAUGAUGGCAGAAAAAUUAUUCAGCCAAUGGAUGGCACAGAUCAGGGUCCAACAAUUAUCAACAAUAUGAGCAAUCUAGCAGAUUGUCCUCCAGUGACAGUUCUAACAGCCCCAACUGUAGUGCAUGUAUCAAGACCAAAGGAGGUUGAGAGCAAGAGAAAUGAUCUUCCAAUAGUUAUGAUGGAACAGGAGAUAAUGGAAGCGAUAAAUGAAAAUACGAGUGUGAUUAUAUGUGGUGAGACUGGUUGUGGUAAAACCACUCAAGUUCCACAGUUUCUUUAUGAAGCUGGCUUUGGUUCAAACCAGUCCAGUGUUCAAAGUGGUAUCAUCGGUGUAACCCAACCACGUCGUGUUGCUGUCCUCGCAACUGCUAAGCGAGUGGCCUUUGAACUUGGAUUUCGUCUAGGUAAGGAGGUUGGCUUUCAAGUUAGGCAUGACAAGAGGAUCGGGGACAAUUGCUCCAUCAAGUUCAUGACUGAUGGAAUUUUACUACGAGAAGUGCAGAGUGAUUUCUUAUUGAAACGAUACUCCAUUAUAAUUUUGGAUGAGGCUCAUGAAAGGAGCUUAAACACAGAUAUACUUAUUGGAAUGCUUUCCCGCAUUAUACAACAGCGGAUGAUAAUAUAUGAGGAGCAGCAACAAAAAGUCCUUUCAGGAGAAAAAAUAUGCUCUGAAAGUAAGAUAUUUCCAUUAAAACUCGUGCUGAUGAGUGCCACCUUGCGAGUUGAAGACUUUGUUUCUGGGAGAAGGAUAUUUUAUGAUCCACCUCCUGUAAUAGAAGUUCCAACCCGACAAUAUCCAGUUACUAUACAUUUCGCGAAAAGAACAAAGGAUGGGGACUAUAUUGGCCAAGCUUAUAAGAAGGUCAUGACAAUUCACAAGAGGCUUCCAGCCGGUGGUAUACUUGUUUUUGUUACUGGACAGAGGGAAGUAGAGUACUUGUGCAAGAAGCUGCGAAAAGCUUCAAAGGAUAUGGUUGAGAACAGUUCUAAAGGAAAUGAGGGAAAUGAUGUUACUGCAUCCUCUGAAGGGAAAAAUAUGGAUAAAGAUGAUAUGAUAGAUAUCAAUGAAGCAUUUGAGAUGCACGGGAACUUAGGCCACCAGCAAACUGACCGGUUCAGUUCUUAUGAUGAAGAUCAUUGUGAUCUAGAUGAGGAUGAGUCAGAUUUUUCCUAUGAUUCUGGGACAGAGAGCGAUAUAGAAGUUGUUGAUGAUGAGAAUUUGUUGAACCAGAAAACUCUGGAGGCUGAUGGUAAUCUUGCAGAUGUCUUAGGUGAGGAUGGGAGCCUUGUUUCACUGAAGGCUGCCUUUGAAGCUUUGGCUGGAAAAACUACCGUGACCCCUUAUUCUGAGGUGGAACAGAUUGUUCCUGUUACUCCAGAAGGAUGCUCAAAUCAAUCCAAAUCCAGCUUGGGAGAGAAAGGGGGAGUAUCAAAUGGUUUCUGUGCAGGUUCAAUGUGUGUUUUGCCCCUUUAUGCCAUGCUUCCUGCAUCAGCACAGCUUCGUGUGUUUGAAAAGAUUAAGGAAGGAGAGCGUCUAGUUGUUGUUGCUACUAACGUGGCUGAAACAUCUCUAACUAUUCCAGGCAUAAAGUAUGUAGUUGACACUGGAAAGGAGAAGGUCAAGAACUACAACUCCUCCAAUGGCAUGGAAACGUACGAAGUACAGUGGAUAAGCAAGGCAUCUGCUGCUCAACGUGCAGGAAGAGCUGGAAGAACAGGGCCUGGCCACUGCUAUCGUCUAUAUUCUUCUGCAGCCUUUAGUAACACAUUUCCUGACUUCUCAAGUGCUGAAAUAUCAAAAAUACCAGUUGAUGGUGUCGUCCUUCUGAUGAAAUCCAUGGGUAUUAGUAAGGUCGCAAAUUUCCCAUUUCCUACUCCUCCGGAGGCCACUGCAUUGGUUGAAGCAGAGCAUUGCUUAAAGGCUCUUGAAGCACUUGAUGGCAAAGGAAGACUGACACCCCUAGGGAAGGCAAUGGCACAGUAUCCAAUGAGUCCUCGACACUCCCGGAUGCUCCUUACAGUUAUUCAAAACAUGAGAAAGGCGAAAGGUUCUUCACGGGCAGACCUAGUUCUAGGAUACGCAGUUGGAGCUGCUGCAGCUUUGAGCUUGUCAAAUCCUUUCGUUAUGCAGUUUGAAGGAAGCAAUGCUGACAUGGAUUACUUAGAGCAAAAUGAAAAAUCUAGCAGUAUUAAUAGCAAGAAAAUUUUAGAGAAGGAAGAGAAGUUGAGGAAAAAGAAACUAAAAGAAACUGCUAAAGUUUCCCGUGCAAAAUUUUCUAACCUCAGAAGUGAUGCUUUGAUGAUAGCAUAUGCUUUGCAGUGUUUUGAACUUUCUGGAAGCCCAGUGGAAUUCUGCAAUGACAAUGCAUUGCACCUAAAAACCAUGGAGGAAAUGUCUAAGCUGAGAAAGCAACUACUUCAACUAGUAUUUAACCAAAAAUUUUAUGGUUUGCAGCAGGAAUACUCAUGGACUCAUGGGACCAUGGAGGAUGUAGAACGUUCAUGGAGGGUUUCCCCCGAUAAGUAUCCUUUGUUAUUGAAUGAAGAGGAUGUACUGUGCCAAGCUAUUUGUGCUGGUUGGGCUGAUAGGAUCGCUAAACGCACUAGGGCAGUUUCAGAGUCAUCAUCUGGAGAUAGAAAAGUAAAUGCAGUUCGCUAUCAAGCUUGCGUGGUUAAGGAAACAGUGUUCCUUCAUCAGUGGUCAUCUCUUUCUCGAUCUGCGCCUGAAUUUUUAGUAUACAAUGAACUGAUACAUACAAAACGACCGUACCUGCAUGGAGCAACAAGUGUGAAAUCAGAUUGGCUUGUUAAAUAUGCUGGGCCUUUGUGCAGUUUCUCUGCCCCCCUUGCAGAUCCCAAACCCUAUUACGAUCCUCUUACGGACCAAGUCUUCUGUUGGGUCGUUCCGACUUUUGGCCCUCAUCUGUGGCAGCUUCCACUGCAUAGUUUGCCCGUCAAAGACGAUGACCGUCGAGUGGCUGUAUUUGCUUUCUCUUUGCUUGAAGGCCAUGUGUUGCCUUGCUUAAAAUCAACCAGGAAAUUCAUGGCAGCCUCCCCUGGUAGCAUUUUGAGGCUGGAGGCAUUGGGUCAUAGACGGGUUGGGAAUCUUCUAAGCAAGUUGAAUACAAGGUUGAGAACUAUUGAUAGCUGUGCUAUGCUGAGAGAGGCCUGGAAUGAGAAUCCUAGAGAAUUGCAUUCGGAAAUUAUGGACUGGUUUCAAGAGGGAUUUCAUGAUCAAUUUGAGGAGCUAUGGGCAGAAAUGCAUCAUGAAGUCCUUUUAGAUCCCAAAGAACGCUUUCCCAAAAGGGUCAAGAGAAAGAGAAGGGUAAAAUAAACUGGUUUAGUGAAAGCUAAAUGGGUGACGCCUCUAUAAAUUAUAUGCGUCAACUCUACAUACGUUCUCUCAAUGAUUCUUCACCAACUCCGAACUUUGGAGAAGAAAAAUGUGCUUCACAUUUUAAUUAUCCAUUGAAGAGAGCUCCAUUUUAGCAUUGGAAGUUGCAGCAAGGAGUUGAUCAUCAUUUGGAGCACUCUUGGGAAUUCGAAUGGGGCUGAAUUAGGGCUUUGCUUGGUUUUAUCUUCAAUUUGAGGUAGGGGUCUUCCUAAUGCCCAAGUUUUGAUUCUAUUUGAGUAAAUUUCUCCUUCCUUUGAGAUAUGUCUUUAGAAUUAUUAAAUUUUGGUAUGAAAUUAGGGCUGUCUAUAAAAUGUCUCCCCAGUUGUAGAUGAGUGUUGAUAUUGAGCUAACCAGUCUCUCUCCCCUCUUCCUUAACAGCAACAUUAAGGGGUUCUUUAUACACUAUUUUUUGGCACUCAAGUCAGGUAAGCUCUAUCCACCUUGACUUGAUUAGAUAAAUCAAUAAUCUGUCCUUAUUAACUUUUUCAAUUCAACCUUCAACCUCUGCAACUUUUGGGUCACACUGAACAUAGUAGUUUCCUUAACUCUGCAAAAGCAAACCCUGGCAACAAUAUCAUAAAACUGAGGAUGAUCAAGUAGAAAAUUGUUAAACCUGAAGCGCUUCCUGCUAGUAUGAUUAACAGCACCAAAUUUCAGCAAAAUGAUAGCAUGAUCAGAUAUAUUAGGAGGAUAAAAAACAGCCUCUAGACUCCCUGAACAUACUAAGCGAAGAAUCAUUAACUAAACUCUGUCAAGCUUCCUGAAGUAAGUGCCAUUAGACCAGGUAUAUUUUAUUCCAGAAGGCUUCAGGUCCAUGAGCUUAGCAUUUUCAAUACAUUCCCCAAACUCUUUCAUAUCAGCAUUCCACUCAGUGGAAACCCCCCAACUAUUUAUGUCUGAAUCUGAUAGCAUUGAAAUACCCAGCUAAAAAUCAAGGGUCAUGCUUAUGAACAGUAACCAACUUCUCAACACUAGCCCAGAGCUUCCUUCUCUCAAUUUGGCAGUUAAACCCAUAAUUGAAAGUAGCAAUGUAUUGAAAAGACUUGUCUUUGACAAAGAAAUGGAUCAAUUGGGCAUUACACUCCAAAGUAAGGUUAUCAGAAUUACUACUAUCCAACAGCACCCAAAUCCUCCCAUUUGGACCAUAGUCAUUGUUAGUUGCCAAAUUCCAAUUCUUUGCAAUAGCAGUGAAAGUCUUACUCAGAUUCUGUUACUCUUAGUUUCAACUAGACACAGAAGAGAUAAAGCAUACAACUGGAUCACCUUCCUCGCAUCAGCUUGUUUAGAGGGGUCAUUUAGACCCAUAAUAUUCCAUACUCCAAAAUUCAUAAAAAAAAACUAAUGAAAAAGAAUUAGCAACCCUUAGUACCCCCAGGACUGGGAGUUCUAAUGCCCUUAACAUAGGGCAAGAAACCCCUUUAACUUUAGAUUGUGCAAUCACAGACAGAUUACUAAUUAAGGUAGAGUUUUGAUUAGUAACCUUGAUAGGUUCUUUGUCCACAUUCAUAACUGGAAUAGGAAGCGCCACACCAGAAGCGUCUUCGACUGAAAUUCCCUCAGCUAAGCUAUCCACUGCUACAAAACUCACAUUUACUGGAUCAGCUAUCCACUGCUACAAACCUCACAUUUGCUAGAUCAUUCUCAUUAAAUACCUGCUCUGCUGAAGAUGAUGCCAUAGACAUCAUUUGGGAGAUCAGAAACUGUCAUACUCUGAACAUGAUGCAUAAACUCAGCAGAACCAUCAGCUGACCCGUCCUCCUCCUCCUCCAGAGUCCUCAAAGCUUGAUAAAGAUUAGGACAAAUCACCACUGCCCUGUUCUGAAUCAGAACAGGCUCUGUAAAGGACACCUGAAUCCCACACCAUCUCCAUUAGGCAUAUUCACUGUACCAUCAGCUUUUGUCGGAACUGGUUGUAUGAGAGUCCCAUUCUUUUUUAGCCAUACGCUGCUGACCCUUAACAUUUACAUUAUUUUCCCUAGUCAACAAAACAGCCUCUUUCUGAGUAGCUGGACAAUUCUUCACCACAUGCCCAAAUACUUUACAAUGUGAGCAUUUUGAUGGAACCCACUGAUAUUCAGCAUAUACUGGAACUCUCGACCCAUUCGGCAAUUCAAGUUUGAAUUCUGAAAUAAGCUCUGACUCCACACUGUCUUCCACACGGAUUCGAGCAAAACUUAGCCAUUUCUUCCCGUCAUCGAGUCAGCAUACAAAGGCCGACUAACUGUGCUGGCUAUGUAGCUUAUCCCAUCUUCAUCUGAAUAUUCAAGCGGAACAUUUGGAAAUUUUACUCAUAUGGGAUGCUUAUCUACAGUCUUUAUGCAGAGACACCUUUUCAGCACAAUUAGAUGAUUAACAAAAUGACAUGGCCCUCGUUCAAGAACACAAUCCCUAUAUCCUGCUGUUGCAAAUUUAAAGAAAUAAAAUCCCUUCUCUGUACCAAAGACUUCCAUCAAACCAUCCUUAUCCCAUAAUCGAUGAGCAAAGGAAUUUACAGAAUAAAACGGAAGUUUCUUAUCGAUGAAAUAGCCAACCAAACAAUUCCCCCUUUCCCCUCCUGCUACAGCAAUUUUCACUAGAGGAGUAACAAAAAUUCGUAUGUACUGAGUCGGGUUGACCUGCAACCACAUUUGCCCGUGACCCUACUUCUAGCCCACCCAUAUUCAUCUUAUUUGGAGAAGCUCCAACCUCUUUCUGGUUAGACAUAAAUGGUUCAGUGGAUGUGUGGAAAUUCAUUUGGAAGGGUUGGGAUGUCUUCUCUUCCCAUAUCAGAUUCAAAGUUCGUGAUGGUAGAUAUGUUCGAUUUUGGGAGGAUUUAUGGUGUGGUGACCAGCCAUUAUCUUACACUUUCUCAGAUUGUAUAGUAUUGUCACCGAUAGACAUGCCUACAUAGCUAACUGUUAUCGGUUUAAUAGUAGUGGGAUUGCGUGGGAUGUGCAUUUUAGGCGUUCUUUUCAGGAUUGGGAGAUGGACGAAGUAUGUGUUCUUCUGGAUAUGUUGUAUCAAUAAGAGACAAUUGGCAGAGGUAGUGAUG